UUUCUUCUGUCAUUGGCUUAAAUUCAAGAAAAAAAAAACACCAAAAAAAGAAUCCAAAUCCUAACAGGUAACUGAAACCUCACCCCCAUACUCUCUCCCAAAUCAUCAUUUCAUCAUCCAAAUCAAAUUCCAAACUCUUUCUUUCUGUUGUUUGGUUCACAAGGACUUGGUCUAUGGUAACAUGUUCCUUAACUUUCUCCUCCUGAUUCUCUCUUCACUUGAUCCCUGUUAAGUCCCCUGGAUUUUGCCAUUUUGGUCAAAAACAAUAUUUUGAUUCUCAAGUUUACUGUUUUUCUCACCCACUUGAAAUCAUGGAGUCUCAGCAACGUUCCCUGAUGUUCCUUAUUGAUAUGUUGAUACAAAGUUUAAAGUAAGUUCCAUUGAGAAGGGGAAAGUGUUGUGGUUGAAGGGAAGAAUUCAACAUGGAGUUCCAGGAAGCUUUGAUGAAACUAGUGAUUCAUAAAACACCAGCUCAUCAUAAAGCGUUUUUUCAAGAAGUUUCAGGGAAAGAGAAGGAAAGAGAAGAGAAAGUUGCAACCGGUGCAGUUAAUACCAAACAAAAAUGGAGGAUUUCAUUUCACAGGUCAUCAUCAAAUAAUAAAGUUUCAAAGACAUCUCAGGCUCAGCAAAAAGAAACUCCCAAAGAAUUUUGUUGUCCUAUUUCAGGGUCUUUAAUGGCUGACCCGGUUAUAGUUUUCUCAGGUCACACCUUUGAACGAGCCUGUGUUGAAGCCUGUAAAACCUUGGAGUUCACACCAACUCUCCGGGAUGGUUCCAUCCCUGAUUUCUCCACUAUUAUCCCUAACCUUGCCCUUAAAUCCGCCAUUUUCAACUGGUGUCAAAAUCAUUCCUUAAAUCCUCCAAAACCCCUGAAUUUAUCCACAGCUGAGGAACUCGUCCGAACGUUAAUUGCCAAAAAUCCAAAUACCCAGAUAAAGAAAGAAGAAGAAAAGGUGUCUACUUCAGUGGAAGAGUUGAUUCAAGGUGUUAAAGAUAGUCCUUCAGUGAAAUUGGAUCAGGCAGUCACUGAGUUAAUUCCGAGGCCAAUUCACUUCCACUCCAGCUCAGAGGAAUCGGUUGCCGCCACCGCCAUCACCACCACAACCAAUGUUGUAACACCGCCAUUGCAGUUAGCGACUCGUCCGAGUUGCUACUCAUCCGCUUCAUCCUCCUCCGAGAUCGAAAUAUUAGCCCCUAACCUUGACGAAGAAGAAGAGUUUUUUCUUACAAAACUAAAAAGCCCUCAAGUUUUCGAUGUUGAAGAAGCAUUGGUUGCAUUAAGGAAGAUCACAAGAACCCAAGAGAGUUCCAGGGUUGUUCUUUGCACGCCACGUGUACUUUCGGCUUUCAGAUCUUUAAUAAUUUCCAGAUACGUAAACAUUCAAGUGAACUCAGUUGCAGUUUUGGUGAACUUGUCGUUAGAAAAAGUCAAUAAGGUUAAGAUCGUACGGUCAGGAUUGGUUCCUGAUUUGAUUGAUGUGUUGAAGGCAGGAUCACCUGAGGCGCAGGAGCAUGCUUGCGGUGCCCUCUUUAGCUUAGCCCUUGUUGAUGAUAACAAGACUGCCAUUGGAUUUUUGGGAGCUUUGCAACCUCUCAUGCACAUGCUAAGAUCAGGGACUGAGCGGGCUCGGCAUGACUCGGCCUCGGCACUUUACCAUCUCUCACUCGUUCGCAGUAAUAAGAGUAAACUAAUUAAACUUGGAUCGGUUCCGGUUUUGUUAAAUAUGGUUAAAUCGGGUCACAUGACGGGUCGGGUAUUGAUCGUAUUGUGUAAUUUGGGGUCGGAUUCGGACGGGCGCGCUGCAAUGAUGGAUUCGGGUGGGGUGGAGUGUUUGGUUAGUUUGUUGAAGGAGAGUGAAGUGGAUGAGUCGACUCGGGAGGGUUGUGUCUCUGUUUUGUAUGUACUGAGUCACGGGGGGUUGAGGUUUAAGGGAUUGGCGAUCGCAGCUGGGGCGGUGGAGGAGUUGGUGAAGUUGGAGAGGAUGGGUAGUCAGCCGGCGAGGGAGAAGGCGAGGAGGAUGUUGGAGAUGUUGAAAGCGAGGAGUAAGGAGGAGCAAGAGGAUGCGGACUGGGAGGAAUUGCUUGACUCGGGGUUGAUGAGUCGGACUCGGUUUCGAUUCGGUGGAGCAAUGAACGGAUCAUGUGUGAACUCAUCCGAGUUCUGAGUUUUUUUUUUUAAUUCUCCUGUGGGUUUUUUUUUUA
Durio zibethinus is the source of this 2202-nucleotide messenger RNA. Its product is annotated as U-box domain-containing protein 40-like. The record is from RefSeq and is a predicted model, not a curated record. Lineage: Eukaryota; Viridiplantae; Streptophyta; Magnoliopsida; Malvales; Malvaceae. Gene Ontology annotation, biological process: protein ubiquitination. Gene Ontology annotation, molecular function: ubiquitin-protein transferase activity; protein binding.